AUGCACACUGUAAUUGCCUUAGGAAAAGUUGCAAUUAUGUUUUUCCCGCGAGUAUUUAGAGAAGAACUUGAUGCUAUGGAGGCCAACUAUCGAUCCAAGAUAUUAAUUUCAUCUGCUAAGUUAAAAGCCUUAGUUAAAGAUGAAUUGAAUAAUCGAAGUCAAUCAAAGUCUCUUCCGUCCAAUUAUUCUCAAUUCUCGUCUCUAUUACAUGUUAUGAUACCUACUUCAUCUUGUAAUAAACUUCUCACAGAGAACAUUUAUCAAUCGCUUUGCAACGCAGUGAGAAGUUGA
Messenger RNA from Clunio marinus, 291 nucleotides. The record is from the annotation of a GenBank genome assembly. Lineage: Eukaryota; Metazoa; Arthropoda; Insecta; Diptera; Chironomidae.